Messenger RNA from Pungitius pungitius (ninespine stickleback), 2356 nucleotides. Its product is annotated as tyrosine-protein phosphatase non-receptor type 7-like. Gene Ontology annotation, biological process: peptidyl-tyrosine dephosphorylation; signal transduction. The transcript is spliced from 11 exons. The record is from RefSeq and is a predicted model, not a curated record. Gene Ontology annotation, molecular function: protein tyrosine phosphatase activity; protein kinase binding. Lineage: Eukaryota; Metazoa; Chordata; Actinopteri; Perciformes; Gasterosteidae. The coding region runs from base 279 to 1511 and encodes 410 amino acids. Gene Ontology annotation, cellular component: plasma membrane; cytosol; cell junction.
GUGUGUGUGUGUGUGUGUGUGUGUGUGUGUGUGUGUGGUAAUGAGUGAGUGGGUGGGUGCAGUAAAAAGGAAGUGGCGGAGAAGAAGACAGAAGUGAAGACAAGACGACAGAAAGCAACAGAUGAGAGAAAAGGACGAGGCGAAGGAGACCCGUACUAAAGAGGAGGAGAAGGAUAGACGGGGGAGACACGAGGAGCAUGUUGGUGUGAUGACCAGCUCAGGACUACUGUAACACACACACAAACACAGGCAGACACACACAGAAACACACUGUCAGUAUGUCUGCAGCUCGCUUAGCCUCUCCUCUUUCUGAGGACCUGACCACACCCCCUCCAAUGACCACACCCCCACGCAAAGCCUCAGUCCGCCUGCAGGAGAGGCGGGGCUCCAGCCUCUCCCUGCUAUUGGACGUCAGUAGCCUUGGGGCGGAGCCCGUGUGUGCCGUCUCCACCCCGAAGGAGGUGUGGCUCCACCUGCUCCACACCUCCACCCGACCGCUCAACCACGAGAUGCUGCAGCAGGCCGCCAAGGACACGAGCGCCCUGAAUGCAGAGUAUCAGAAGAUCCCCCCAAACUUUGUGAGCGCCGCAGAGCUGGAUGUCUCAGGUCACAUGAUCAAAGACCGAUACAAGACCAUCCUUCCCAACCCUGAGAGCCGGGUGGUCCUGAGGAGCCUGGAGGAGGAGGCGGGGUCAGACCGCUACAUCAACGCCAACUACAUCAGGGGUUACAGAGGAGCUCCCAGAGCCUUCAUCGCCACCCAGGGGCCGAUGCUGCACACCGUGGGGGACUUCUGGGACAUGGUGUGGCAGGAAAGGAGCAGCAUCAUUGUCAUGGUGACAAGACUGAAGGAGAAGAACGAGAAAUGCGAGCUGUACUGGCCACAGCCAAUGGAGAGGAGCAGGAAGGAGGAGGAGGAGGAGGAGGAAGAGAAAGGAGACACGGGACGUUACGGCAGAUUUUUCCUCAGAGUAAGAGAUAGCCAAAUGAAAGACGGAUUCACCAUCACCGAUAUGGAGAUCCAGCUCGGCUCAGAGUGUCGUCCCAUCAGACACUACUGGUUCACCUCUUGGCCUGACCACCACAUCCCACAAUGCACCGCUCCUCUACUGAGACUGGUGGAGGAGGUGGAGACAUACAAGCAGUCCCUCCUCCCAACCGUCUCUCAGCCAAUCACAGGCCCUGUGGUCGUCCACUGCAGUGCCGGCAUCGGGAGGACCGGCUGCUUCAUCGUCAGCAGCAUUGGCUGCCAGCAGCUCAGAGACAGCGGACAGGUGGACAUCCUGGAGACGGUUUGCCAGCUCCGACUGGACAGGGGGGGCAUGAUCCAGACCACAGAGCAGUACCAGUUCCUCUACUCCACACUGGCCCAGUACAGUCACCAGUUACAACACUGCCAGGAGCAGAACCAGAACAGAGAUGACCAAGUCAUCAUCCAGCUACAGAACCUCCAUCUGAGCAACACACGGAGCGAAAACCUGCAGAACCAACGAGGGCACGUUGACACCUAAUGACAUUGGACCUCAAAACCAGCAGGAGACCAAACUCCUGUCAAUAACAGAACCAGAGAGAUGGAACCCCCUGCACCACAUUGAACUGGAUAUAUAGUACCGGUUCAGAGCAAAGAGAACCCGUAGAACCCCGAAAGUCCUCAUUGGACUCAGAAAACUGAGCAGAACAAAGCAGGAAAAAACACAACAGGGAAAAUGUUGAGUCAAAUCAAAUCAAAUGUGGUUUUUUGACGUAAAUUGAAGAUAAAUAAAUAAUUCUGACUCUUGAAGGACUGAUCACGUGACGCUGAUGGAGCAGAGUUUCUAUUUCUGCCUUAAACGUCCUAAACCUUCUGACGCUGCCACUGCACCUCUCCUUCUAGUUGUUAAAGCAUCAACUGAAUUAAUUAGAAAGACGUGAUAAAAAGUAAUGAAAGCGUUUAAUGGCCACACAGGGCGGGGAGAAUUAAGAUGUUCACUCUUUUUAUAAAUAAACCUUCCUUCAUUGUCCAUAGUUAUUGGGGACUGAUAAAAACAUCCCUGAGGUUCACUUUACUGCAGUAGAAUUAGUAAACAUUACAGUGAAGUGACCACCAGGGGGCAGCACGUCUGCCCUACCCCCCUCUACUCCUUUUCCUCCACAAACCCCACCCAAACCGGAAGUAAGGCCAACGUUAAAAACACACCGGACUCACUGCAGAACCGGUUUUCCCUUCUGUGUUUCAUAAUGAACGUAGAAGAGAUCAAGUCAGUUCACAUUCCAUAACAAACAUUACAUUAAAUGACAUUACAUUUAGAUUUUAUCCAAAGUGACUUUUAAUUUAAUUUUAAUAAUUUCAUUUCAACCGUAGAGAUACAAACUCAGA